GCGGAGCGCGUGGGGCUCGCCUCAGUCGGCAGCGAGAGCGGGUGGAGCGCGGGCGUGCGGAGCGGAGCGGCGGGCCCGGAGCGAGGCGGCACCGGCGCGAGGCGGCCCCGGCCCACACCCCCCGUUUUCCCCCAUGGAGUUCAAGCUGGAGGCGCACCGCAUCGUCAGCAUCUCGCUAGGCAAGAUCUACAGCGCGCGGGGCCAGCGCGGCGGCCUGAAGCUGCACAAGAACCUCCUGGUGUCGCUGGUGCUGCGCAGCGCCCGCCAGGUUUACCUCAGCGAGCCGGGCUGCCCGCCCGAGCCGCCCCCCGCCGUCUGCGGGCCCCCCGAGGAGCCGCCGCCGUCGCCGCCGCCCCCGCAGGACGAGGCCGGCCCGAGGCUGCCCGGCGCGGCCUGCCAGGGCCCCCGGCCGCGGCGCUGUUGCUGCGGCUGCUGCUGCUGCUGCGCCUCGGCGGGCGGCGAGGUCAACCGCGAGGCCGCCCGGCCGGACUGUGCUGCCGCCAGCACCGCCGCGGCCCCGCCGCCUCCGCACUGCCCGCGGAAGAGGAGCGCCGCGGAGAGGGGCCAGGCGGGCUCGCCGGUGAAGAAGCCCCGGAGGGAGGUGGAGGAGCCGCCCCCGCCGCCCCCACCGCCGCAGGGCGAGCAGGAGGACAUGGAGACGGGCAACGUGGCCAGCCUCAUCAGCAUCUUCGGCUCCAGCUUCUCGGGACUGCUCAGCAAGGAGCCCAAGGGCCGCCGGCGGCCGCCCCUUGACGGCGGCGAGGCGGCAGCGGCCACCCCCGCCGAGGCGGCGAGCGAGCCGGGGCAGAUCUGCUGCGACGAGCCGGUGCUGCGGACCCUCAACCCCUGGAGCACGGCCAUCGUGGCCUUCUGACGCGCCGGCCGCACAGACUCACCCCUCCGCGGGGAAAAGGGACAGACGGCCCUCCGCCGGCGGACGGACAGACGGGCCCGGGGGUGACCCCCCCCCCCCCCCCUUUCCUCCCGGCCGCACGGGAAGGCCCGCGGGGCCGCAGCACUUCCCCUUCGCCGGGAGCCGGCCGUCGGCAGCCGCCCUGGGAGCGCCCCCGGCCCUGCCCUCCCGGAAUUCCCCUUCCCGGCCGGGCCUCUGCCCUCCCUGGUGCCCCGGGGGGAGCGUCCCUGGCCGGCGCCGACGCUGGGGGCGCUCCCGUCGGUUUAAUAUUUUAAGCUUGGAAAGUAUUAAGUUUAUUGAAUAAAGUCUCUAUUUUGGAAAGGCUUAGGUCAGAACUAUUACAUGGUGCUUUUUAAAAGUGUUUAUUGAGAGAAACAAAAAGUUUACAGACGCUCUGAUGGAAAGUCCUUGAGCCUGUUUGUUAGGCUCGGUAACUCCUGGUCUUUGUUGUAUAAAGGCUUGGGGCUCCCAUAGGGGUUUUGUACAGUAUUCUUCAGUGAUGUAUCUCGUUUUGUAUAAAAUGUAAUUUCUACGUGUACAACACGUAUUAAAUAUUUUCGACUGUA
Molecule: messenger RNA, 1479 nt
Organism: Cygnus olor (mute swan)
Lineage: Eukaryota; Metazoa; Chordata; Aves; Anseriformes; Anatidae
Gene: IER5
Product: immediate early response 5
Exons: 1
Coding region: 134-874 (246 amino acids)
Source: RefSeq, a predicted model, not a curated record